AACAAUUUUUCUUUUUAUAGAUUUUUUUUAAAUCGCAAAAUACGUAAUAUUAUAAUAAGUCGCGCACUUGGGUUUGACGUUUAAGUUUCACUUUACUCAGAAACGGCUUCUUCGCUGUAUUUAACCCUCCCGUCGUUCAAAGCUUCGUUUAUUCGUCCUCAUACAUGACACGACAAGACAAGAAUGGCGAAAGCAGUCACCAGGUCGAAGAAAUUAAAGUACUGAUGUGUUUUGGUUGUUUGUUUUUCUCUCAGACCUAUGGGAGGACACUUCCAGUUAGAGGCAAGCUUUAGUCUGUCCAGAAAUAUCCAGGACUAAGUUAUUGGAUAUUCUAUAAACUGACAAUAGGCACGAAGUGUGAAUUAAUUUGAGCGUGAAUGUUUUUUAUAUAUUUGCGAUGCGAGCUGCGAUAUUUGCAAUAGACUCGUGAACUGUCCAAUGUGUCCUCGUCCUCAUCCAUUGACUGAUGAUUUUCUACAUGUCCUCUGUCCUCCUACCACUGGUUAAGUAAAGUCCUAAGACCUCAAAUGACCAUCAUUUGAGAGCCAUUUUUUUAAGCACAUUGGAUUUGGAGCAUUUGCUUUUACAAAGGUCACAUCUUGGCUCUAUAAACUAAAGCUCCUUGUUUGUGUUAUCCAACAUGCUGCAUAUCUUGUUUUGUUUUGUUUUUUAUCAGAUAUACUUUUAGUUUACCCACCAUCAACUCCGAGGACAAAGGGAACACACGUCCUAUAGCAUUGUCAAAAAAGCACAACAUGUUGGAAUCUCCCUGGAGAGAUGUGCAGUGGACUGAAGAACGGAGGACCAGCCUGAUGAAGACUAUCAGCUCCUACAAACCAAAGCAUCAAGAGGUGAAUCAAACCAGGGUUCUGCUUCUUGGCCCAGUUGGUUCAGGAAAGUCCAGCUUCAUCAGCUCAGUCCAAUCGGUCUUUAAUGGAAGAGUCACCAACCGAGCCAUGGUGGGCACCUCCACCACCAGCUUUACCAAAAGGCUGCAGUCCUUCAACAUCCAUGGAGAGAAGGAUGAAGCUCCCACUGGACUGGUGCUGUGUGACAUCAUGGGGCUGAGGGAUGAAGACAUGACGGGACUGACCCUUCAUGACAUCCUGUCUGUCAUUAAAGGUCAUGUACCUGAGGGACAUAAGUUCAGCCCUGACCAGCCAGUGACAUCAGAAACACCGGGCUACGUGAAGUGGCCGGAGCUCAAGGACAAGAUCCACUGUUUGGCCUUUGUGGUGGACGGCUCUAAACUCAACACAUUCACAGGCUACAAAAGCACUUUCCAACAGCUCAGAGAGCACAUCAGUGACCUGGGUAUCCACCAGGUGGCUCUGCUGACUCAUAUAGAUAAGAUUUCUCCUGACACAGAGAAAGACAUCAGUACGGUCUACAGCAGCAUUCAUCUAAAACAGUUGAUCGCUAAUGUGGCAACUCUGCUGGGAAUGUCCACCUCCUACGUCGUCCCAGUGAAAAACUAUGCUGCAGAACUGGACCUGGACACCAACACAGACGUGCUGCUUCUGAGUGCCGUGGAUCACAUCUUGCAGUACGCUGAUCUGUACUUAAAGGACGUCCCAUUAUCAACGAACAACUGACGUGAACGAUUCUACAGCUUCAGUCAGUAAACCUUGUGCGUACGCCAUAUAAAUGGUGACAUUUUUUUUAUAAAACCGGAACUUUCCCAGUGAAGCUCCAUCCCCAUCAUUCAGGCCUUUGCUCAUCGUUCAUCUUCUGAAUAAAGAAAAUGCUACAGUGAAAAUCAA
Cynoglossus semilaevis (tongue sole) is the source of this 1763-nucleotide messenger RNA. Its product is annotated as interferon-induced protein 44-like. Gene Ontology annotation, biological process: immune response. The record is from RefSeq and is a predicted model, not a curated record. The transcript is spliced from 8 exons. NCBI's taxonomy places the organism in Eukaryota, Metazoa, Chordata, Actinopteri, Pleuronectiformes, Cynoglossidae. Bases 756 to 1595 code for a protein of 279 amino acids.